Brienomyrus brachyistius is the source of this 1140-nucleotide messenger RNA. Its product is annotated as cyclin-T1-like. Gene Ontology annotation, cellular component: cyclin/CDK positive transcription elongation factor complex; nucleus. Bases 41 to 790 code for a protein of 249 amino acids. The transcript is spliced from 7 exons. Gene Ontology annotation, biological process: regulation of transcription by RNA polymerase II; positive regulation of DNA-templated transcription, elongation. The record is from RefSeq and is a predicted model, not a curated record. Gene Ontology annotation, molecular function: cyclin-dependent protein serine/threonine kinase activator activity. Lineage: Eukaryota; Metazoa; Chordata; Actinopteri; Osteoglossiformes; Mormyridae.
GACGCACUGGGUUUUUAAAAUAUUAUUGUCCUCCUCAGUAAUGGCGGCUUCGUUUCCUUCUCCUUCUGUAACAAGCAACAAAUGGUAUUUCACAAGGGAAGAAAUCGAAAAUAGCCCGUCUCGUCGUGCGGGACUUGAUCCCGACAAAGAACUGUCUUACAGACAGCAAGCCGCAAACCUAUUACAGGACAUGGGACAACGGCUCAAUGUCUCCCAGCUGACUAUCAACACUGCCAUUGUGUAUAUGCACCGCUUCUACAUGAUCCAGUCCUUCACCCGCUUCCACAGAAACGUGAUAGCUCCAGCGGCCUUGUUCCUGGCUGCGAAGGUAGAGGAGCAGCCUCGCAAACUGGAGCAUGUGAUCAAGGUGGCCCACGCUUGCCUGCACCCUCAGGACCCUUCGCCAGAUACUCGGAGUGAUGCUUACCUGCAGCAGGCCCAGGACUUGGUCAUCCUGGAGAGCAUUAUCCUCCAGACCCUGGCGUUCGAAAUCACCAUCGACCACCCGCACACACACGUUGUCAAGUGCACUCAGCUUGUCAGAGCGAGCAAGGACUUGGCUCAGACGUCAUACUUCAUGGCCACCAACAGCCUGCACCUGACCACCUUCUGCCUGCAGUACAGCCCCCCUGUGGUGGCUUGCGUCUGCAUCCACCUGGCCUGCAAGUGGUCCAACUGGGAGAUCCCAGUGUCCACAGACAGCAAGCACUGGUGGGAGUACGUGGACCCCACAGUGACCCUUGAGCUGCUGGAUGGUAUGUGUGUGCCAUCCUCUCUCAGCCUGGAAUGAGGGGUCACGGUAUAGAACGAUGAGCGUCACCACACUAGUAUAUGUGCUGGCCUGUAUCCCUGGUAACAUGGUGAUUAAAAAUGAGCUAAAAUCGACUUUUAUAAAACCUGUGAAUCUUUGAGCAAAAAAAAAAAAAAAAAAAGUCACAUUUGGUGUUUCCGAUUCGAAGAGCUGCUGGAUUUCAGGAACUGCGCCAUUGACAGUGUACUUGUAAUUACGCUGUUUUGCUUCCUCACACUGCUCUGUACACUGCACUGCUGUACUAUCGUAUAUACAUGUGUGACUCCAGUGUGAAACAUUCCCGCAGAGCUGACCCAUGAGUUCCUGCAAAUCCUGGAGAAGACCCCGAG